Molecule: messenger RNA, 1413 nt
Organism: Arabis nemorensis
Lineage: Eukaryota; Viridiplantae; Streptophyta; Magnoliopsida; Brassicales; Brassicaceae
Source: the annotation of a GenBank genome assembly
AUGCCCCUCACAUUUUCCUCCUCCGCCGCAACCGUUGCCGUUGCUUCUGCAACCGUAACUUCUUCCGUUAGGGUUCCGUUCAAUCCCCUCCUCUCUCCGACGUCUCUUCGCCGCUUCGUUUCCUUCCGAUUAACCUCCAAGAAGCUUCCUCCUCUUCGUUCUCGCGGCGGCGCCACCGUUUCGUCUUCUUCCCUGAGUGUGAAAGCCAUGUCGGAGCUUGUUCAGGAUAAGGAAUCAACCGUCGCGGCGAGUACUACUUCUUUCAAUGAUGCCGAUGAGAGUAGUAGUAAUGCGACGACUCAUGAGCUUAACCAUUCUCGUACCUUCUUAGAUGCUCGCAGUGAACAAGAUCUUUUAUCUGGAAUCAAGAAAGAGGCAGAAGCUGGAAGGUUGCCUCAAAAUGUUGCAUCAGGAAUGGAAGAAUUGUAUUGGAACUACAAAAAUGCAGUUUUAAGUAGUGGAGCUUCCAGAGCAGAUGAGACUGUUAUAUCAAACAUGUCUGUUGCUUUCGAUCGUAUGCUUCUUGGUGUGGAGGAUCCUUAUACUUUUAGUCCGUAUCAUAAAGCGAUCAGAGAACCAUUUGACUACUACUUGUUUGUCCAUACAUACAUCCGCCCCUUAAUUGAUUUCAAAAAUUCUUACGUUGGAAAUGUUUCUAUUUUCUCUGAGCUUGAAGACAAGCUUCGGCAGGGACACAAUAUCGUGUUGAUAUCAAAUCAUCAAAGUGAAGCUGAUCCGGCAGUCAUUUCCCUGUUGCUUGAAGCACAAUGUCCUUACAUUGGAGAAAACAUUAAAUGUGUGGCUGGUGAUCGAGUCAUCACUGAUCCUCUUUGUAAGCCAUUUAGUAUGGGAAGGAAUCUCAUAUGUGUAUACUCGAAAAAGCACAUGAACGAUGAUCCUGAGCUUGUGGAGAUGAAAAGAAAAGCAAACACACGAAGCUUAAAGGAGAUGGCUACACUGCUAAGGUCUGGCUCCCAACUUAUAUGGAUUGCGCCAAGUGGUGGAAGAGACCGUCCUGAUCCUGCUACUGGAGAAUGGUUUCCAGCACCCUUUGAUUCUUCUUCAGUGGACAACAUGAGAAGAUUGGUCGAACAUUCUGGUGCUCCUGGACAUAUCUAUCCCAUGUCUUUACUUUGCUACGAUAUCAUGCCCCCUCCACCUCAAGUUGAGAAAGAAAUUGGAGAGAAACGAUUAGUUGGGUUUCACGGUACUGGACUAUCUAUUGCGCCCGAAAUCAACUUCUCAGAGGUCACAGCGGACUGCAAAACCCCUAACGAGGCGAAAGAAGCAUUUAGCGAAACUCUGUACAAGUCGGUGGACGAGCAAUACAAGAUUCUAACCUCUGCGAUCCAUCACAGAAAAGGAUUAGAAGCAUCAACUUCGACGGUCUCCUUAUCACAACCCUGGAAUUAG